Molecule: messenger RNA, 3320 nt
Organism: Athalia rosae (coleseed sawfly)
Lineage: Eukaryota; Metazoa; Arthropoda; Insecta; Hymenoptera; Athaliidae
Exons: 3
Coding region: 1785-3005 (406 amino acids)
Source: RefSeq, a predicted model, not a curated record
CUAAUCACCGAUGUCUAAUUGUAGGUGGAAAAAUGGCUCGAGUUGAAAAACUAACAGUAAUGUUAAGCGACUUUGUAAAAGUCCGAUUGGCCGAGUGUGCGAACAGAUCCUGCGUAUAAAUAGACACCUUAUAUGGUUACACAGGUUCGAAUGUACCGAUAACGAUGCGGAUCGAUUAGGAUACAACGAGAACAUCUAACAAAGUGAAAGCCGGCCGCCGACCAUUUUUUAUCUCGCGUAUCUUUCGGUACGGCCAUAGAUAUGAUAUACUAUGACAUUGUGUCACUUAUGUAUAUCAACCCUGGUGUAGGGUAGAGCGACUCAUUUCACCUGAUUAUUUUUAUCUUUGCACCGAUUGCGGGGAGUUGGGAGAUCUCCCAGAUUACGUAAUUAUAGAAAAAGAUUCAUUCUCUCCUAAAUGUACGAUAUCGAGGUGCAUUAGGGCAUUUUGAUCGUUGCAACUCUUUCUCAAACAGACCGACGAAAAUUUGUGAAAAUUAUUUAUUUUAGGUAUUCGAUCACGUAGGGGCACCGAUAGUAGCGAGAAUGCAACUGAAUACUAUUCGUGCUAAAUCCAGGCGAGGGAAUCCCAAAAUUCUCCGAUAGAUCAUUGGGAAACAAUAGUUGAUCGGAUGAUCGCCGAAUUCCCUGUAUUUUCUCCCUCAAAUAUUUCGAACCAAAGGAAACAAGUCCCGUGUCGAUGACGGCCCAAAAACUGUUCCAUAAUCCAUACUCGCGAUUAAUCAGGGAUUAUCGUUGAGUCACGUAACAGCUGCUGAUUGGUCAGUUAAUAUCCCCUCUCCGAAUGUACGAAAAUUCGCUCAUCCCAUGAAAUGAAUUUCUCGAAACAUUUUUUCGGACGAUCGCGAAGCGGGUGAACGUGGGAAAGUUGAAAAUUCGAAAAAUCACUGGAGAUGUAUAAUAAAAUGUACCGAAAUCAAUUGAGUGUAGAUCGAAAGUUCAAGAUGUGAUUUUAACACGCGACAGCCGGACUACGUAAAUGUGUAAUUGCGAUAAAUCAAGUACAAUCUCAAAACCAAACAUCCAAGACCCCCACCCAUUGACAUUUUUCGCGUUCGUCUUCAUUAUUCGCUCCAAACGAAACUGUGUCAAGUUUAAUGUCCAGUAUUUUAUAGACGUACAUGGAAUUACGUGAGAUACAAUUGAUCGGCCAACGGUCAAGGUCGCGUCUAUAUCUCCUUGACACAUGAACCGACGGUGCUCACAUCGCAGAUAUGAACCACUACCGCGUCAUCUCUCCCUCUUGAAAAGCUGCGUCUUUUUUUUUUUUUGUUUCUUUUUCCUUUUUUUUAUCUGAAACUUCGCGCACCCUGCAACGUAGUUUUCUGACCAUAUCGAGCGUUUGAUUGCUGAAAUGUUUGUCCGACUUUCCGAUCGUUGUUUGGUCAAUCAUCUACGGAACAUGCAUCGCUGUUGACAUUCGUGAUUCAGAUGAACUGUGAACCGUCCGUUCUAUUUGCGAUGCUCGCGGUAGCGCGAGUGAGGCAUGGGGCUACGAUAGCCAUACCAUAGCCGCUUUCAAUCGGUUCACAUACCGAGGUGACGGGGUUGAUUGGACAAUUUGAGUCCUAUAUGCGAGAGAGUUAAUCGGGGAAUGGCCUGCGUCCUGCUUACGUUUUGCGGUCGGUUCCAGAUACCCGGUGCGAGAGACGCUCGUGUAUUCCUCGUCGAACGCUCGUGCGGAGAAGGAAGACCUACAGGUACGCGGAAAGUGAAAAUUUUGCAAAAUUCGCUACGUGACGUACUAUAGCGCAGUUGCGAGAAUGCUGAUCUACGACGAGACUUUUUACGAGGAAAUACUGAAGAAACACUUGGCGGAUUCCACGAUAAGAGUGCGCUCGAUCCAUCAACGUCCGGCGACCGCGAAGGGCGACAAUUUUCUCAGCGAAAUGUUACGCGUGAAUCUGAAGUUCAGCCGUGACUCCAUCACUCGCGAGGCGGUCGACGACCAGGCCACGGAGACGCGGAGUUUCAUAGUGAAGCGCGAACCCGUCGAAUCUCACGAGUUGUUGGACCUGGUGCGAGCGCAACAGCUUUUCACCGUUGAGUUUCGAGUUUUUCAGCACGUUUUGCCGCGCAUCGAGAAAACCCUGGGCGUCAAACUCGGGCCGAGAUUCGUCUAUGGGACCGACACGCCGCCGCGCGUCGUCAUCAUGGAGGACCUCUCCCCCAAAGGAUUCAUCGUCAAGGACAGAAAGCGGGGACUUUCCGCGGCUCACGCAACGUUGGCGAUCCGGAACUUGGCCAGUUUUCACGCGGGAUCGGUCGCGAUCCUCGAAGAGGACCCAGAAUUCGCGAAGAGCUUCCGACAGGGUAUUUUCAACGCGAAAACGCAUACGAAUUUUUACGUAUUGGCGAAAAAUUGCUUGGCACAACUCUGCGACGACGCCACUACGUGGGGACACCGAGAGAGUGCUUCGGCUGCAGCGAAAAUGAGGCGUACGAUCGAGUAUGUGGAAAAGAGGGUUCAGCAGGUUUACGAAUACGAGGAGGAUGAAUUCUGUGUAUUGAAUCACGGAGACGCUUGGGUGAACAACAUGCUCUUCACAGAGGACGACGGAGGGAACCCUUUGGAGAUGGUCUUCGUGGAUUACCAGAUGGUCGGUUUUUCCUCGCCGGCGGUGGACCUCCUUUAUUUCUUGAGUAUAAAUCCGGCGACGGAGGUUCGCGGAGAGGGGGAAGAACGACUUUUGGAAGAUUACCUCGAGACGUUGACGAUGACCAUGAAAAAGCUCCGGUGCAAGACGAGUCCGCCGACCAUGAGGCAGCUCAAAGAGGCCAUGUACCGGAGGCGAAUCUACGCGGUAAUGUCGGGGCUAUUCUUACUCCCCCGCAUGAUGCUGGACGGGGUGGAAACUGAGAGCAUGGACGAGCUACUCGAACACGGAACCACGCGAUUCAACGCUUUCUGCAAGCCAGGGAUCAUUCGACUCAUGAAACUGAUGUUACCCCUCUUCGAUGAAAGAGGGUACCUAGACCCGUAACUCGGCAUCCCAAAGACAUCGGAUUCGAUUUUGAAAAUUCAGAAUCCUAUAACGAUAAGGAGCGUGGUUUCGUACUUUUCAAUUAUUCAUAUCGUUCGGUUUGUUUCCAUUUGAUUUGGAAUUGUACUCAUCGUCGGUUACAGAUAUGGAUGGGUUUCAGAAUUGGGUCUUUUUAUAUAGCUACUUAUAUUUUUCUAAGGCCAGAUUUGAUUUCUUUUUAAAAUUUUUUUACUUAUCGAUUUUCGUUGGUGUAUUACAGUGGUUCCACAUCCACCGAAAUCAUCUUUUGAAAUAAUAAAAUUUCAAAGAAUCUCA